AUUGGUGUGUUCCUGAGCCCUGUAGAUGGACAUGUGGUGGCAAAUUUCUGGGAUUCAUCUGAUUGCAUCAAGUUCUUUUACAAGGAGAAAAUUCCAGAUUUAGGAGCUUCCCUGACGGAUGUGGUCCGUUUAUGUCAGCGCUUCCUAAACACAUAUCACUUCGCCACGCUGUACAACACACACUACCACACAGCUGUCUAUUCUGCUUACAUAUUUCAGCCAAGCAAUGGUGGAGGCAGAGAGACGCGCUGGUUUAUAGAGCCACAGUUGGUGAAUCCCUCAUGGUCUGAAGAAAUGGAAGAUGGUUAUAAGCUGUUGCAGCAAAAACCAGAUAUCUAUUUAGGAGAAAAACAGGCUCUGAAUGAAGACUACACAAACUCAGGAUUUGACCGUGGACACUUGAACCCCAAUGGACAUCAUGCAGUUCCAAGUCGAAAUGCCACCUUUUCCUUGACAAAUGUGGUGCCCCAAAUCCCAACGCUGAAUCAGAACGCAUGGAACAAACACGAGUCUAAACUGACCAGCUUGUUUAAUGGCAACUGUCAUCAGGCUUAUGUGUUGGCUGGUGCUAUUCCUUCUUCUAACAACUGGAUCAUCAAGAACAAUGUCAGAAGGGUCAACAUCCCACAGUACAUCUGGAACGCUUACUGCUGUGUCGAUCAAAAUGGCCGCCCCGUUCUAAGCGGUGCUGCAACUGCCCUAAACACAGAGCUGAAUGUGGUAGUUGAACACACCUUAGAUGAGAUGGUCGACUUCCUUCAGCAAUUCUCUGAUGCACCGGUGAAUGAACUGUUUAGCGGCCAAUGCAAAGCUUAGGCCAACACAUUUACUUCAACUGGUAACACUUUAUAUUAACUUUCAUUAAUAAAUCAUUAACAAACAUUAUGUAAUGUUUAACAGAUAAUUUUAUGUAAGUUCAAAUGCUAACAAAUGUUAUUUAACUUUCAGUUCAUAUGAUCAGGCACCUUUUAAAAAUCUACAACUAAUUUCAACAGAAAUUAAACAAUUAUUACAAGGUUAUUUGUUAAUGUACUUUUGA
Molecule: messenger RNA, 1039 nt
Organism: Carassius carassius (crucian carp)
Lineage: Eukaryota; Metazoa; Chordata; Actinopteri; Cypriniformes; Cyprinidae
Product: endonuclease domain-containing 1 protein-like
Exons: 3
Molecular function (GO): hydrolase activity; nucleic acid binding; metal ion binding
Source: RefSeq, a predicted model, not a curated record